Molecule: messenger RNA, 2565 nt
Organism: Ascochyta rabiei
Lineage: Eukaryota; Fungi; Ascomycota; Dothideomycetes; Pleosporales; Didymellaceae
Product: Translation initiation factor 3 subunit c
Exons: 4
Coding region: 1-2565 (854 amino acids)
Biological process (GO): translational initiation
Cellular component (GO): eukaryotic translation initiation factor 3 complex
Molecular function (GO): translation initiation factor activity; RNA binding; translation initiation factor binding
Source: RefSeq, a predicted model, not a curated record
AUGUCGCGCUUUUUCGCCGCCAGCGACAGCUCCUCGGACGAGUCCAGCGAGGAGGAGCUCUACUCCAACGAUGAGGCAUCCGAGCAGGAAGACUCCGAAGUCGACUCCGACGACGACUCUGGCGACUCGGACUCGUCGUCUGGCUCCGAGACGGGUGCCAACCGCUUCUUGAAGGACGUCAGCAGCGACAGCGAGAGCGACAACGAAGAUGACACCAAGCCGUUGAAGAGCGCCAAGGACAAGCGCUUCGACGAGCUCGAGGCUGUCGUGAGGCAGAUUGAGAACGCGCAGCGGAUCAACGACUGGGCCGUCAUCUCAGACCACUUUGACAAGCUGAACCGCCUGGUCCCCACCCUGAUCAAGCAGAACGAUGGCAAGGUCCCCAAGAUGUACAUCCAGACCAUCGCCGACCUCGAGACCACUGUUCUCGAGACCCACGAGAAGCAGAAGGUCACCCCCAAGAAGAUGAACGCCAUCAACCAGCGUGGUUUCAACGCCAUCCGCCAGAAGGUCAAGAAGCACAACCGCGACUACCAGCGCGACAUCGACUCGUACAGGGAGAACAAGGAAGAGUUCAUGAAGGAGGUCGAGGUCGUCGAGCAGGCGCCUAAGGAGAAGAAGAAGAAGGACAAGAGCAGGAUCGCGCAGCUCGGCACCGAGACUGUCAUUGACGCCGGCGAUGACGGCUUCGUUACCGUCGGCGCCGGCGGCAAGGCCGUUCAGUACACGGCAGAGGGCAUCCUCAAGCAGCUGCGAUCCAUUGUUGAGCAGCGUGGACGCAAGAACACAGACAAGCUCGAGCAGAUCCGCACAAUGGAGAAGUUGUUCGACGUUGCAGUCAACGACUACCAGCGAAUCCGCGUUCUGCUGACGCUCAUUUCUACCCGCUUCGACUUGACAUCAGGUACCGCCAGCCACAUGCACCAGGAGCAGUGGAAGCUGGCUGACCAAGAGUUCGGCAAGCUUCUGCAGAUCCUUGAGAACAGCAACGAGAUUGUUGUCGUUGAAAACGCCGAGGAGUGGGAGGACGACGAAAAGACGCCUACCAUCGAGGACGGUCAGAUCUUCAAAAUUCCCGGCAGCGUUGUCUCCUUCGUCGAGAGGCUUGACGAUGAGCUUACCCGCUCUCUUCAGCACAUCGACCCCCAUACCGCCGAAUACGUCGAGCGUCUCAGAGACGAGAGUGCGUUGUAUGCUCAGCUUGUGCGUGCAUCGAUCUACGUCGACAGCCUGCAGAAGAGGGAGGGUAUCGAGGUCCCUCAGGAAUCCGCCAACCGUGUAGUCAUACGCCGAUUGGAGCACGUUUACUUCAAGCCUUCGGCUGUUGUCCAAAUUCUGGAGACCAAGACGUGGGAGUCGAUCCCAUCCACCCUCGACUCCGACACCACUCCCCGCUCUCUUUCCAACGACACAUCCUCGCUCGUCCAAACACUCUGCACAUACCUCUUCAAGCACAGUGAGGGUAUCAUCCGCGCGAGGGCGAUGCUUUGCCAGAUCUACUUCUUGGCUCUGCACGACCAGUACUACAAGGCCCGUGACAUGAUGCUCAUGUCCCACUUGCAGGAGACGAUCAGCAACUUCGACGUCAACACCCAGAUCCUUUUCAACCGCUCGCUCGUACAGGUUGGUCUCUGCGCUUUCCGCGCUGGCCUGGUCUACGAGGCCCAGACCUCACUCCAGGAGAUCUGCGGCAGCAACAGGCAGAAGGAGCUUCUUGCACAGGGUCUGCAGAUGCAGCGCUACUCGCAGAUCUCACCCGAGCAGGAACGUCUUGAGCGCCAGCGCCAGCUCCCCUUCCACCUCCACAUCAACCUCGAGUUGCUUGAGUGCGUCUACCUGACCUGCUCCAUGUUGCUCGAGAUUCCUCUCCUCGCACAGCUCGGCUCGUCGCCUGACCUCAGGAAGCGCGUCAUCAGCAAGACCUACCGCCGUCUCUUAGAAUACCAUGAGCGCCAGAUCUUCACUGGUCCCCCGGAGAACACCCGCGACCACGUCAUGCAGGCCUCCAAGGCCCUGUCUGCCGGCGAGUGGAAGAAGGCCGCAGAGUUCAUCAACUCCAUCAAGAUCUGGGAACUCACGGCCAACGCUGAGCAGAUCAAGGAUAUGCUCUCCGCGCAGAUCCAGGAAGAGGGUCUGAGAACCUACCUCUUCACAUACGCGCCCUACUACGACACACUGGCCAUCUCUACCCUGGCCGAUAUGUUCGAAUUGAGCGAGCGUAAGAUCAGUGCUAUCGUCAGCAAGAUGAUCUCGCACGAGGAGCUUGGUGCGGCUCUGGACCAGGUUAACAGCGCCGUCAUCUUCCGCAAGGGCGUCGAGCUGUCCCGUCUCCAGACCCUGGCUCUCAGCCUCAGCGACAAGGCGUCUGGCCUCAUCGAGUCCAACGAGAAGACGCUCGAGCAAAGAACACAAGGCACAGCCCACGCAUUCGAGCGACAAGGCGGCCGCGGCGGUCGUGGUGGCGGCCGUGGUGGACGUGGCGGCCGUGGAGGCGGCGGUGGACCAAGGGGAGGCAGGAAUCAGCAGUUCACAGGCGGUGCUUUGGGACGCGCCAUCCAGGCCUAG